UGCCCCAGGGUCCCCACUCCCUGUGGCCCCUCCCCCACCAGCUAGAUGGUCACUGGUUCUGCCUGGGCCAGGAUCUCCAGCCUGCUCAGGUGACUCCUGGCCCAGCCCUCUCUACUCCGGUCCCUGGCCCCCUGCCUCACUGUGACCCCUCUCCAGACUGGCACAUGUCUCGGCCUCUGUGUGUCACCUGUGCAGCGAGGUGCCCACAAUGCUGGCCCCUCACAAUGGUUGCCCAGCAACGGGACUCCCCUCAGAGAAGGGGACUGGACACCGGAAGGGACGGGAGCCAGCAAGGCCAGAGUGGAAGCAAAAUGACAGCGACUCAGAAACACAGCCUCCUCACGCCAGAGCCACACUACAUCCCUGGCUAUGCCGGCUUCUACCCGCAGCUGCGCUUCCAGGUGGGGAACACCUACGGGCGCACCACAGGCCAGCUGCUCACAGACCCCAGCGUGCAGAAGAGCCCCUGUUCUGUGCUGUCCCCCAUGUCCAAGCCCAAGUUCAUUGAGGACUUCAGCCAGUCCAGGCCUCCCUGGGUUCCCUGCCGAGACCUGACUGAACCCUACGUUCCCCACUACACCAGUCUGAAGCCCUACAAGAACUUUGAGAUCCGAGGCCAGCUGCCACCCCUGGAUGUGGACGCCCAGGAGCCACCAGGGGUAGAGAACAUACCCAGACACCUUCUGCUGCCUGCAGGUGUCAUGCCCUACCCCCCCCACCCACUGUGCCCACCAGGCAGGAAGGGGGACUCCAGAGACUCGGGAUACCCAGGCCUGCGGCUGGCCUUCAGGGAAGAGGCCUGGAGGAACGCCGCCCCUGUCUGUGAGGCCCGAAGGCAGCAGCAGCAGGUACAGGAUGCACUGGUCAGUGCCAAGCGCACUCCAGCUCGGCCCUGGAUGGGAGCUGCAGGACGACCUCUGCCCUCCCCACUGCAGCUGUACCACUGCCGGAGGGACGAGUACCCACCCCACACUCACCAGCAGGAGACACUAGAUGUGUGCAGGUUCCAGCGGCUGCCACAGCUGGACCACCCCAACCUAAUCCAACGCAAGGCCAUCGCAGGAGUCCAGCUUUUCCCAGAAGGAGGUGCUGUCCUGCCUGCCUCUUCCCAUUUGGCCACAGCAGGCAGUCGCCAACAUCCAGGAAAGGAAAGAGAGCCUUACGUGGCUUCCCUGAUGCGUCUGGGGAGUUCCUGUUCAGAAACCCCCACUGUGACCUGGGGGAGAAGCUUCUGGAAACACACUGGCCUAACAACCACAUCUACAGCAGUCAAGGCCUGAUCCCCUUCUACAUGGGGUUCAUCCCCUCCAUGCAGGACAACUACGCGCUGACGUUUGGCAACAGCACCCGGAAGGCCUACUGGAAGGAACAGGCACGGCGAGACCACACACUAUGAAACAGCUUUAAUGGUGUUGUCUGUACAGCAUGGCGCAUGAAAGGGAAAACAGCAGGUGCACACGCAGCGGGACAAGCCAGAUAGGCUGGGAGUGAAUAAAGAGUUCACACCGCU
Messenger RNA from Callithrix jacchus (white-tufted-ear marmoset), 1510 nucleotides. NCBI's taxonomy places the organism in Eukaryota, Metazoa, Chordata, Mammalia, Primates, Cebidae. The record is from RefSeq and is a predicted model, not a curated record.